AUGCAACAACUUGAGGGAAUGGUGGCUCAUAAAAAAUCGGAAUGGGAGGGGCAGACACACGCUUUGGAAACUUGCUUGGACAUCCGUGACCAGGAACUCAAGACUCUGAGGAAUCAGCUGGGUGUGAAGCACAAAGAGGUGAAAAUGCUGCGCCAGGAGAUUGAAAGAACCAAGCAAGACAUGGCCAUUGGGUACAUGCAAGAGCUGAAGAAGCUACAGGAAGAAUUAGGCAGACCGAAGAGACGCUACGAAAACCUGCAGAAAAAGCAAAUAAGAGAUUUCAGAGGAAAUACCAAAAAUCAAAGGGAGUAUCGGUCUGCAAUUGAAAACCUAACGGGAAAAAUAGAGGAAUUUCGUCAGAAAUUGCUGGACUGGGAGAAGCAGCGCUUGAUUUCUCAGCAACAGGUAUCUUCUCUGGAAGCACAAAGGAAGGCUCUGGCUGAACAAUCGGAGAUAAUUCAGUUGAAAGAACAGAUUUUGCAGGCUGAACAAACUUACAGCUCUGCACUGGAAGGAAUGAAGAAGGAAAUCUCCCAGCUAGCUCAGGAGUUACAUCAGCGGGAUAUCACUAUUGCUUCUGCCAAGUGUUCUUCAGACAUGGAAAAGCAGCUGAAAGCAGAGAUACAUAAAGAAGAGAAAGCUGUGGAGCAUAAGGAGAUUUUGAAUCGGCUAGAAUCACUCCAGUUAGAAAAUCGCCAUCUCUCUGAAACAGUAAUGAAACUGGAAUUGAGUUUACAUGAGUGCUCCUUGCCUGUCACUUCCCCGGGAUCCAUAGCUACCAGAUUUUUGGAAGAGGAGGAGCCAAAGUCUCACCAUAGUCUGGAGCGCCUGGAUGCCCACACUGAAGAACUGAAAAGGGAAAGUGAGAAGACAGUGAGGCAGUUCACCACCCGUAUGUAGCUCCUGUGGCCACAAACAUGGAAUAAACCCUCAGAGGCGCUGCCCUGUGAAGAAGUCAUGCUUUAAAGCAUGAUUGUAAAAUUAUAAAAUGAUGCCUGUGAAAGCAGCAAGAAGAAUCAGAAAAACUGGUACUUAGGUAUUUUCACCGGUUUGUUUGAAGGGCCUCUUCCAACCAUGACUUAUAAAAAUAAACCAC
Messenger RNA from Nannospalax galili (Upper Galilee mountains blind mole rat), 1096 nucleotides. Its product is annotated as centrosomal protein of 63 kDa-like. The record is from RefSeq and is a predicted model, not a curated record. Gene Ontology annotation, cellular component: centriole. Gene Ontology annotation, biological process: de novo centriole assembly involved in multi-ciliated epithelial cell differentiation; centriole replication. NCBI's taxonomy places the organism in Eukaryota, Metazoa, Chordata, Mammalia, Rodentia, Spalacidae.